AUGGCGAAACCUCGUGCACAGACAGUAUGGUUCGGAAAUGAAUUCCCCAGCGAUGACCUGAAGGACUUGUUCCGGCGAUUGCACCAACACAGCAAGGACCGGCGGUUCAGGCUGCUGUCAGUUUUUCUCGAUGAAUCCACGGCGAUUCUCAAGGAGGAGGUGGCCAAUCUGCCUCAACAGCUGCAGGAACUGGUGCCUCACUUCGACACGGCCUGCACGCUGGCCGAGGUCGACUUUCGCCAGGGCGCUCUAGGGGCUGCUAUGGAGAGUGCGUUACUUACGAUACUCGAACUUGGCAUGCUCAUCGGAAACUAUGAAGCUGAGGACAUCGAAUGGGACUUAGAUCCAUCCGAGACCCUUCUCGCGGGCCUGAGCAUCGGCAUCCUCGCCGGCGCUGCCGUGGCUCUAUCCAGCAGCUUGGCAGAUGUAGCCAAGGUUGGAGCCGAAAGUGUUCGCGUCUCCUUCCGCCUGGGGGUGUAUGUUGCCGACAUCUCGACUAAGCUCGAAGCGCCCCAGUCGGAUGGAACGCUUCAGAGUUGGGCCCACGUCGUCACGGGGAUGUCGCACGAAGCAGUUCAAGAGGAGCUUUCUCAGUUCAAUGCGGUCACGCAGAAUCCAGAGCUCACCAAGGUCUUUGUCAGUGCUGCGGACAAGACGUCCGUAAGUGUGAGUGGGCCACCGUCACGCGUCAAAGCCGCCUUCCAACACUCGCCCAGCUUGCGAUACUCCAAGUCUUUCCCGCUGCCCGUGUACGACGGUCUCUGUCACGCGCCGCAUCUAUAUAGUCUCGACGAUAUCGAGUUUGUUAUAAACAGCGCCAAGUCUGUGAUCCCAAGUUCCCGGCCUGUGCGACUCCCCUUGAUCUCCUCCCAGACCGGCAAACCGUUCGCGGCCAAGACAGCCGGUGAGCUCUUUCUGGAGAUUGGCACCGAGCUGCUGACUGGUACAAUCUACGUGGACAACGUUACGACUGGUAUCCUUGAGCACGUCAAGCUUAAGGAACCGACAGGAAGCUAUCGAAUCGACUCCUUCCGCAUGUCUCAGGUCCUGAAUGGUAUCCUGACAGCCAUCGAGACCGACUUCCCCGCGCUGGAGCGGGUCCGGCGCGAUUUUGUGUCCUGGGUAUACGGAGACUAUGGCGCCCGCCGCCCCUCUUCCUAUGCGGCCUCAAAGCUCGCCAUCGUUGGUAUGGCUUGCCGGCUACCCGGAGGCGCCAAUGACCCCGAGCUGUUUUGGGAGCUGCUUGAGCAGGGUCGCGAUACCCUCACUACAGUGCCGCCGGACCGGUUCGACCUGAACACACAUUACGACCCUACAGGAAAGACGGAGAAUGCCACUCAGACUCCAUUUGGAAAUUUCAUUGAUCGGCCUGGCUACUUUGAUGCCGGGUUCUUCAAUAUGUCCCCGCGUGAGGCCGAGCAAACCGACCCCAUGCACCGGCUUGCCCUUGUCACCGCAUACGAGGCCAUGGAAAUGGCAGGCCUUGUUCCAGGCCGCACCCCCUCUACUCAGCCAAACCGCAUCGGCACAUUCUACGGACAGGCAAGCGACGACUGGCGGGAGCUGAACGCCUCCCAGAACAUCAGCACGUAUGCGGUGCCUGGUGGCGAGCGCGCCUUUGCCAACGGGCGAAUCAAUUACUUCUUCAAGUUUUCCGGGCCUUCGUUCAACAUUGACACCGCCUGUUCGAGUGGCCUGGCGGCAGUACAGGCAGCCUGCUCGGCACUGUGGUCCGGCGAGGCCGAUACAGUCAUUGCUGGGGGACUGAACGUCAUCACGGACCCGGAUAACUACGCCGGUCUUGGGAACGGCCACUUCCUCUCCAAGACGGGACAAUGCAAAGUUUGGGACAAGGACGCCGACGGGUAUUGUCGCGCAGAUGGAGUCGGGUCGGUCGUCAUCAAGCGGCUGGAAGAUGCCGAGGCGGACAACGACAACAUCCUGGCUGUGGUUCUGGGUGCUCGCACGAACCAUUCCGCUGAGGCUGUCUCGAUCACACACCCUCAUGCUGGCGCGCAAAAGGACAAUUACCGCCAGGUGCUGCACCAAGCUGGCGUCAACCCCCUCGAUGUGAGCUAUGUGGAGCUUCACGGCACUGGCACCCAGGCUGGGGAUGCGGUGGAGUCCGAAUCGGUGUCCGAUGUCUUUGCGCCCUCUAUGCCUCGCCGUCGACCCGAUCAGCGUCUGUAUCUGGGCGCAGUGAAGAGUAACAUCGGGCAUGGUGAGGCAGCGGCGGGCAUCGCUUCCCUGCUCAAGGCGCUCCUGGUGUACCAAAAGAACAUGAUUCCCAAGCACAUCGGCAUCAAAACCGAGAUCAACCCUAUUAUUCCCAAGGACCUCGAUCGACGUCACGUGGGUUUGGCCAUGGCGAACACCCCCUGGCCGCGGCCUGCCGGGAAAAAGCGUCUUGCGGUCGUGAACUCGUUUGGAGCGCACGGCGGCAACACCACCCUGCUCCUGGAAGACGCCCCGGAGAGAGUGAAGCUUUCAACUGAGGACGACCGCACAACUCAUCCAGUAGUCAUCUCCGCAAAGAGCAAGAAGUCCCUCCAGGCCAAUAUCGAGAAACUGCUGUCGUGGCUGGGUCAGAACCCCGACGCGGACCUUGCGGACCUUUCGUACACCCUCUGCACGCGGCGGAUGCACCACAGCAUGCGGUUUGGGGCCACAGCCUCCAACGUCGCGGCUCUAGAGAAGACUCUCCGUUCCUGGCUGGACAACCCCAAGGCGUCUGCCGAGCUGCGGGCCAUCCCGAACGACGCGCCCUCCGUGGUGCUGACCUUCACUGGCCAGGGUGCCUACUACCGCGGCAUGGGCCAGGAGCUCUUCGCCGAGUUCCCCUAUUUCCGUACGCAGGUACUUCAGCUGGACCAGAUUGCACAGCGGCUGGGAUUCCCGUCCGUUGUCCCCGUCAUCGACGGUAGCAUUGACGAUGGGCCCGCGUCGCCCAUUCUUACACAGCUUAGUGUUGUGGUGCUGGAGAUUGCCAUCGCACGCUUCUGGUCGCACCUAGGCAUUCGCAUUAGCGCUGUCGUGGGGCACAGUCUUGGUGAAUACGCUGCAUUCGCUGUUGCCGGCGUCAUCUCCGCUGCAGACGCUCUUUACCUCGUUGGACGGCGCGCGCAGUUGACCGAGGAACGAUGCACUCCAGGCAGCCAGUCGAUGCUGUCCGUUCGCGCGUCCGAGGAUGAUAUUGAAGAGCUUAUUGCAGGCAGCCCCGAAACUGCUGAAAUAGCCUACGAAGUGUGCUGUCGCAACACUCCCCAAGAUACCGUCAUCGGCGGCACUAAAGAGACUAUCAGCAGGAUCCGUCAGGCCCUGGAGGCAAACAGUAUCAAAUGCACGCAGCUGGAUGUGCCAUUCGCCUUCCACACCGCACAAAUGGACCCCGUCUUGGACUCGCUGGAGGCGUUGGCGACCCCCAUCGCGUUCAAGGCUCCCAGCAUCCCCGUGUUGUCCCCCUUGCUCGGAAGCGUUGUGUUCGACCGCAAGUCCAUCAACGCACAGUACCUGCGCCGUGCGACCCGCGAGGCAGUGGAUUUUGUAGCGGCCAUUGAAGCCGCUCAGGACUUCGGCCUGGUAGACGCUAAGACGAUCUGGAUCGAUGUCGGACCGCACCCCAUUUGCGCUGGCCUUGUGCGUGGCAUAGACAGCUCCGCAUCCGUGAUCUCCUCCUGCCGGCGCAACGAAGACAACUUGGCGACCAUGUCCAAGAGCCUGGUCACCCUUCACCUAGCAGGGCACACACCCUGCUGGGCGGAAUACUUCCGGCCCCGCGAGCGGGCGUACUCGCUGCUGAAAUUGCCCACCUACGGCUGGAAUGAGACCGACUACUGGAUUCCGUACAUUGGCACAUGGACGUUGGACAAGGCACUGCUCAAGUACGGGGAAAAGAAAGCUCCUCUGUCUCUGUCCAUGUCGCGCCCUUCAGCGCUCCGCACCUCGUUGGUUCACCAGAUCACCGCUGAGACGGUCGAGGCGACAACGGCCACCCUCCAUGUCCUCUCUGACAUGCAACAUCCUGAUUUCCUGGAGGCUCUUCAUGGUCACAGGAUGAAUAACUGCGGCGUUGCAACUUCGUCUAUCUGGUCUGACAUGGCCUUCACGGUUGGUGAAUACCUCUACCGCCGACUCGUUCCCUCGGCCAAAGAUGUGCACAUGAACCUUUCAGACGUCGAAGUCCUGCACGCCCAGGUCGCCCUCGAGAAGAAAGGAAGCGUCCAGCCGCUUGUGCUCAAGGCACACCUGGACCUGUCCACUAGCUCCAUGUCACUUGCCUGGUUCAACGCGAGCGCCGAGACGGGGGAGUGCGCCGCCGAAUCCUUCGCUACAGCCGUGGUCCGGUUCGAAGACCCGGCCACGUGGACCAGGGAGUGGGACCGGAUCUCCCAUCUGGUACGAGGCCGCAUUGAGGCGCUAGAGCAGCGCGCCGCAGAAGGCAAGGCGAGCAAGCUCUCCAAGCCCCUGGCUUAUGCACUCUUCAAGAACGUCGUCGACUACGCAGACCGGUAUCGGGGGAUGGAGCAGGUGGUGCUGCACGAGCACGAGGCCGUCGCGGAGGUGACGCUCGUCGCGGAGCGGCACGGCACCUGGCACACGCCGCCACACUGGAUUGACAGUGUCUCGCACCUGGCCGGCCUGGUCAUGAACGGCAGCGAUGCGUCCAAUACCAGGGAUUACUUCUACGUCACGCCCGGAUGCUCCAGCUUCCGUCUGCUGAACCCGCUGAAGGCCGGCGACAAAUAUCGCAGCUACGUCCGCAUGUUCCCAUUGCCGGAGGAGGCGAACAUGUACGCGGGUGACGUGUACAUUCUGCAGGGCGAGCGGAUUGUGGGCAUGGUCGGCCAGAUUCGAUUUCGUCGCGUGCCGCGGCUUCUCAUGGACAGGUUCUUCUCGCCCGCUGCGGCUUCCCAUACGGAACAGCAGCUGCAGGAGACCGCUCACAGCGCCACUAGCGUCAAAAAGAGCGCUGCUCCUGCUGCUGCGGUCCCUGUCUCAAUCGCAGUGCCCUCAAGCAACCCAGUCGCAAUCCAAUUCCCCGUCGCCAGCAAGAGCCGCGACUCCACUCCCCCGCUCACCCCUCCGUCCCAGGAAGAGUCGCCCGGCGAAUCCGCCGUCAUAACGCCGGCCACAUCGGACCGGGGCGAUCCAGUAGACGCCGGCCUGGUGGGCCAGUGCCUGCAGGUGAUGGCUCGUGAGACGGGGCUAGAAAUAGAAGCGCUGACGCCGGAAGCAAGCUUCGUGCAGCUGGGCAUCGACUCGCUCAUGUCGCUUGUGUUGUCAGAGAAGUUCCGUGCCGAACUGGGGAUUGAGAUUAAGAGCUCGCUGUUCCUGGAGUGUCCGACGAUCGGGGAGAUGACGGCAUGGUUGGAAGAGUAUUGUUAA
Molecule: messenger RNA, 5385 nt
Organism: Aspergillus lentulus
Lineage: Eukaryota; Fungi; Ascomycota; Eurotiomycetes; Eurotiales; Aspergillaceae
Source: RefSeq, a predicted model, not a curated record